Molecule: messenger RNA, 3239 nt
Organism: Ceratotherium simum simum (southern white rhinoceros)
Lineage: Eukaryota; Metazoa; Chordata; Mammalia; Perissodactyla; Rhinocerotidae
Biological process (GO): regulation of transcription by RNA polymerase II
Molecular function (GO): DNA-binding transcription factor activity, RNA polymerase II-specific; RNA polymerase II cis-regulatory region sequence-specific DNA binding
Source: RefSeq, a predicted model, not a curated record
GCUGGCUGUCUCCACAGUCCUUCCGAUGGCGGGUCGCCUGCCCGUAAAGGCCUCACGCUGCUCUGCCGCCGACUCUGUCGCGCUGUGACCUGUGUCGAAUCGUAGGAAGGACGCGGGGGACCCAGGAAACUUAGCGAUGGACUCAGUGGACAUUGAAGAUGUGGCUGUGAACUUCACCAUGGAGGAGUGGGCUUUACUGGAUCCUUCACAGAAGAAACUCUACAUAGAUGUGAUGUGGGACACCUUCUGGAACCUGGCCUCUAUAGGAAAAAUAUGGGAAGAUCAUGAUGUUGAUGAUCAGUAUAAAGACCAGGGGAGACAACUAAGUAGUCAUAUGGUAGGGGGACUCGGUGAAAGUGAAGAAGGUAGUCAAUGUGGAGAAAACUUCAGCCUUAUUCCAAAUCUCAAUCUGAACAAUGAAACUACUGGAGCUAAACUAUGCAACUGCAGUGCAUGUGGACAAGUCCUCAUGCAUCAUUCAUCCCUUAAUAGGCACGUUGUAAGUCACAGGGAACGUAAACCGUAUGACUAUCAAAAAUAUGGAGAGAAGCCAUAUAAAUGUAAGGAAUGUGGGAAAGCCUUUACGUUUCCCAGUUUUCUUCGAAUACAUGAAAGAACUCAUACUGGAGAGAAACCAUAUGAAUGUAAAAACUGCAGUAAAGCAUUCACUUUUUACAGUUCUCUUCGAGUACAUGAAAGAAGUCACACUGGAGAGAAACCUUAUGAAUGUAAAACAUGCAGUAAAGCAUUCAAUUCUUCCAGUUUUCUUCGAAUACAUGAAAGAAAUCACACUGGAGAGAAACCCUAUGAGUGUAAAAACUGCAGUAAAGCAUUCACUUCUUCCAGUUCUCUUCGAAAACAUGAAAGAAUUCAUACUGGAGAGAAACCCUAUGAAUGUAAGGAAUGUGGGAAAGCCUUUGUAGCUCCCUAUAAGCUUCGAUUACACAUGAUCUUUCACACGGGAGAUGGACCUUAUAAAUGUAAGGAAUGUGGACAAGCAUUCAUUUCUCUCAGAUCACUUGAAAGACAUGAAAGAAGUCACACUGGAGAGAAACCAUAUGAAUGUAAAGAAUGCAGUAAGGCAUUCAGUCGUACCAGUGGUCUUCGAAUACAUGAAAGAACUCAUACUGGAGAGAAACCCUAUAAAUGUAAAAACUGCAGUAAAGCAUUCACUUCUUCCAGUACUCUUCAAGUACAUGAAAGAAUUCAUACUGGAGAGAAACCCUAUCAAUGUAAGGUGUGUGGGAAAGCCUUUGUAGCUCCCUAUAGCCUUCGAUCACACAUGAUCUUUCACACUGGAGAUGGACCUUAUAAAUGUAAGGAAUGUGAGCAAGCAUUCAUUUCUCGCAGUGCAUUUCAAAGACAUGAAAGGAGUCACACUGGAGAGAAACCCUAUGUAUGUAAAGAAUGCAGUAAAGCAUUCAGUCGUACCAGUUUUCUUCGGAAACAUGAAAGAACUCAUACGGGAGAGAAACCCUAUGCAUGUAAAAACUGCAGUAAAGCAUUCACUUCUUCCAGUUCUCUUCGAGUACAUGAAAGGAUUCAUAUGGGAGAGAAACCCUAUCAAUGUAAGGAAUGUGGGAAAGCUUUUAUAGCUCCCUCAAGCCUUCGAUCUCACAUGAUCUCUCACACUGGAGAUGGACCUUAUAAAUGUAAGGAAUGUGAGAAAGCAUUCAUCUCUCCCAGUUCACUUAAAAGACAUGAAAUAACUCACACUAGACACAAACCCUAUGAAUGUAAAGAAUUUGGGCAGGCCUUCAGUUGUCAUCAAAGUUUCCAGAUACAUCAAUGAAAUCACACUGGAGGGAACAUGUAGCAAUGUAAAAAUUGUGGUAAAGUGUUUAGUUUUCUCAGUUCUCUUUGAAGACAUAAAAGAACUUAUACUGAAGAGAAAUCCUAUGAAUGUCAGGAAAGUGGGAAAGCCUUUACUUCUUAUGCAAACUUUCAACAAUAUGCAACAAUGCACACUAGAGGAAAAACCAUGUAAAUGUAAAGAAUGUGGGAAAGGCUUUCGCAUCUGAGUUCUUUUUGAAGGCAUGAAAGGACUCAUUCGAUAAAAACCUCUUGAAAGUAAACAGCAUGGGAAAGACUUCAAUAGGCCUACAUCCUUCUAUAUGAAACUCCCACCAAAAAGAAAUAUAAAUGUAAGUAACAAGAGAAAGGUUGAUGGAAAUUAACUUGUGUGUAAUGUUCUAGAAAACUUUCAACAUGGAAGAUUUGUUAUAAAAGUUGUAAAUAUAUUGUUUACUAAGCCUCUUUCUUAGAGUGCAACAUUGGAUUGUGGAUUUCUGUUCGUUAUUUUCAGAAAUGAAUACUGAAGUGAGAUAAUUCUGCAAGUCAUCCUUUAUCAAUGGUACAGAAGCAUACUAGAUAGUUCUUUUUCCUUAAAUCAGUUAAUAAUAUUUUCUCUUUAAUAUUUUGUAGUGUUUUAAUUGUUCUGUGUUAAGGGGCCAUUGGAAAAUGAGAGUUUGUAUUUGUUGGGAUUUUCUUAUUGGCCUUGUAGUGCAGUCCUGGAUAUGCCUAUGUGUUGUAUAUAUUGUUCCUUUCUUAUAGAAAGCUCCUUUUUUGGGGGUGGUUAGUGUAGGAGCCUGCUUUUAUUUUCCACACUAUUAAAGGGUCGGAAUAAAUUUUUAUGUAUGACAACUUUAUCAAAGAGUAUACUUUCCAGUGAAUUGUUAUUUUCAUAUUUUGGCCUUUUCUCUUUGUCUUUCCUUCUGACUAGUAUUUGGUGAAUAGACCUUGAAUUAAGUAGAGGCCUGUGAUAGGGCAGCAAAAUCUAGAGCUGGACGUAUCACCCCUGUAUUGUGUUAUGUAAGUGAGGGUAACAUGAAAAACCAGAUCUUCAAGAAUCCAUCCCCUUUAUGGUCCCAUGUUGGAAUUCACCAGUAGCCUCACUUGUAUGAGAUUUGGAAGGGAGAAGCAAACAAGGCAUUCGGCAGAUUUUGGAGCCACCAUACUGGGAGACAGACAGUUACAUAGGCGCUUCAAAGAAACCACCUUCCAUCCCGUUUUCUGGAUUCUUUGCCCUUUUAGUCAAGAGUAUCUUGAAAACCACCACCAACUGUUUGGAUUCCAUUUUCUUAGAAGUGUAUUUUCCACUAUGUUUUCACAAGUUUCACAUCCAAGAUCCAUUAGAGUUAGGAUUUUUCUGUAAGCCCUCUUGUGUCCGCCAGGAAACUAAUUCAGACUUUUGUGGUUGGGAGUAUUCUCUGAUUCCCCUCUUCUCUAGAUGAUAUCUG